AGUCGAGGUUUAGGCCUAUCUUUCUUUAGUCCAAAGGUAGCUGAUAUUUCCCUACCCCAAGACAUAAAGUCAAGCUAGCGGGAUAUUUCCUUUUAAGUGCAUUGUGGUUAGAUUCUGAUGUAAGUUACACAAUAUUUUUCUGGAUAAACCAUAAGUAGGAUGUAUACUAAAUUAUAGGACUGUCAGGAGUUGGCUUCGAUCAGUCAUUGAUACGACAUGUUAGAGCUGGGGCAACAUUCACUAUAAAACUGUUGGUCAUCGAUUUUUUAUAUUAUUAUCUAAUAUUAUCUAUUUUAUUUCAGCAGAUUUCAAUGUUCUCAGACAUAAUAAUAAUAUAAUUUUUUCCUACGCCUUUGGUUUGGUAUGUGCGCAACAAAUAAAAUAAAAUUGUUUUUAAAAUACUUAUAUAGGUCUAAAUAAUCAGUUUAAGCGAGUUUAUAAUAAAAUAGUCUUAAUCUUCUAAAAAAAAAAUUGGUGAAAAAAAUAAUAAUAAAUAAAUAAACGAAACUCUCAACUCACGUCCACAUUACACGCACAAAAGGGAGGCUAAUACCGAAAUAUUUAAAUGUCAAUAAACUUAAGUUUUCGGGUGUCAACAUUUUUUUGAUCUAGUAAUUUUACUUUAUUAUGCUAAUUUUAGAGAAACAAAUGUCGGUUUAUUUUAUUUAUGGUAAUUGGCAUAUUAUAGAGUUAGUCAUAUAUUAGAUCAGGAGAAUUAUUUAAAUAAAAAUGCCACGAACAAGACGCCUGCCAAGUCAGCUUUAGUUUUGUUUAUUUUAUAACUUAAAUGAUUCAUACUGUACUAUUCAUGAUGUGAAUUUUGAUCCAGGCAGCCUAUUCAGCUGUCAGUGCCAGCCUUUCUCUUUCUCACUUUCUUUCGUUGGAAAGGGGGCAAAUCCGGGGACCGGUAAUCUCGCAUUUUAGCAUUGUAAUAAAUUGUAGAUUCAAUACAACUGUACAAAUGACUGAAACUGAAAUGGCAACUAAUUCUGUCAAUAUUUAAUAACUCGUCUUCAGCCUUCACUCAAGUUUCAAGCCUUGUACUUGUUAUGGUUGUCUUUGUCCUAGUUUAUUUAUUUAUUAUUAUUUUUUACAUUAAUGACCUUAUUAUUUAUGGGAGUUAUAGCCUGAAAUAAAUAGGCUACUACUGGACAAUAAUAUCACCAUCUGAUAAUAUGUUUUCCAAAUAAAAAAGGAAGGGUAGUAUGAGUAUGAACCUGGGAUCCAACCCCUGUUUUAAGUUUAAAAAUCAACAACAUCACUAAUGAAUUAUUAUUGUAAGCUCUAUUUUUACUACAUUUCAGGUCAUGAAGAUACUUGGAAUAGAAUUUGCACCCUUGUGGAUCCCAAGGGACCGCAGGCUGCAAACGAUUGGAGCUCUUCACUACACCUAUGCUUUUCUGUUCUUUGGAUUUGGGAUGCUAUUUGUGUUUAUGUACCUUUUGAUAUUUACAAAUUAUUACUUCAUCCCUCUGUGUUAUCUGGCAUGGUAUUUUUAUGACCGACCUAUUAGCAGUCGUGGUGGGCGAAGGUCUAACUGGGUAAGAAGGUAAUUGCAAGUAUUUUUUCAGAUUCCAAUAAUGAAAUUUGUCAUACCUUAUAAUAACAGUUUUUAUAAAUAUUUGGAAGGAAAUUUUUUUCAACUUUUGAUUUUAAUCCAUAUUAUUUAAAGAAUAUUUUUAUUAAGCAAGAAACACUGCUCUUGAUUUUUUUUAAAGGAUGGAGAUUACAUUUUUUUUAUGUAUCUGCUUGAACUUAAAUGUCUGCCUCACAGACUCAUUAUAAUUAUUCUAAAGCUGACUUUGUGGAAAUAUUUCAGGGGAAUAAAUGGAGUGGUGGGUUUAUGAAGGGGUGAUAUGAGAUUUUUAUACAUUUUCUCUAGGUACAUUAAAUAAUGAAAAAUAUUGUAGAUUGCCAUGGUCCUAGUCUGCUCUAGACUCUACAGAUUGACUAGAAGUUUUAGAUGGCACUAAAUAUCUGCGCUUGAUUAUUUACUUCAUUUAUUUACCUCUUCAAAUGAAUUCAAGUUUUAAUGUCAUGCUUUUACAAAUUUUGAUUUCAAAAACAAGUUUUAAUUCACACGCUUCUGCUAUUGAUUACUGCAUGUCAUAAAAAAAUUACUAGAAGAAGAAGGCACCACUGUUCUGUCGUUUUUAGCACCAGCACACCUGGAUAUUCUUUUGUACUGUAUUGCUUAAAAGGUGCUAAUUGGCCAAGUGGUUUAAACUGAGACAAUCCCAAGCUUGUGGACUGGUAAUGUACUGUCAGCAACAAUCUAGACAAGCAAAAACAACACCAGCACCAUGGCGGAUGGGACUCUUUUAACCUUAGAUGGCAACUCAUCUAAGAGAAGGGAAACUCUGCUGUUAAAUCCAGAGAUAGAGCCUUUUAGGAGCCAUGGCAAUGAUAAUAUGACAACUCCUGCGAUGUGGAAAGCAUGAGAGCACAAUGAGAGUCAAGAAACACUGCUGGUCAUCCACUGCAUCCUGGUCUAUUUUCAGUCGUCUUGACGAGUGAGGCUGACAAAUUGAGCAACUUUCUCUCACUUUAAACAAAAUGCAGCUCAAGUCAAGGUUACUACUUAAGUCCAAGCCUUGGCCAUCUUUGCACAUGUAGGAAAAACAAUAAUAUUGCUUUCAAUGGCAUCUUUGUCUAAUGGGUUUGCUUAUAAGCUGGUUAUAUACUUUUCAGGCUUUUCCUGUUAUAAACUACAGCCAUCUGCUUAUCAAUGAACAUACUUUAGAAGUAGUAUGCCUGGUUGUUCUUUAAAAUCUUGAUUAUAGACAUUGCCAAGUAUUCUCUUGAGUUGAAUCCAAAUAUAAAUCAUCAAAUUCUGGAAGUAAAUAUAAAUAAUAAAUUACAAAGAUUUUGUGGAUUUAAUCACAUGAUUUUUGAACCAUAAAAAUUACUAGCUUUUUUUCUCUCAAAUGAAAGAAAAUUUCCUUAUUAGUUUUAAUGAUUGGUCGAACUGACAGUUUUCAACAUUGCCUUAGUCUAGUUAAUUAAAAUUUGUCAAAGUGAAUCAGUUGCACCCAUUUAUUUUAAUUGAAUGUGAUAUUCUGUUUCAGUUGGACCUUGUUCAAGUGGUCUGCAGCAUACUUUCCAUUAAAGUUGAUUAAAACCCAAGAUCUGCAUCCAUCAAAAAAUUACAUUUUGGCCUGCCACCCUCAUGGAGUCAUGUGCCAAAGUCAUUUUGUGAACUUCGCCUCUGAAGGAACAGGAUUUGGGGAACUUUUCCCAGGAAUUAAGUCCUACUUAAGUGUGCUGUCGGGCCAGUUUAUGUUUCCUAUAUUUAGAGAAUACUUUUUAUUGUCAGGUGAGGAACUCUAGAAAUGUAUGAAGUAAAGGUUUGAUAUAUUUAGCUAAAUAAUAAAUCUAAGUCAGGGUGAAAUUUAAGCUUAUAAACCAUGUGCAGAAAUGCCAAACCAAAAUAGAAAGGGAAAUCUCAAAAGAUUGUUUUAUUUUUAUAGAUUAAGUUUUGCACAAUUGUUUAUUAACUGGGAAAUAAUCAGCUGAUUAAGAAAUUUUUAAGUGCUGAAGACUGAUGAAAACAUGCAAAAAUGAUUGUGUUCUAUUUAAUGCUAAUGACAACUGAUUAGUUUUAAAUUAGAGUUCAGUUGAAAACCAUUGCAGCAUGAACUUCAAUUGACAUGUUGGUCCACAUUCCGACAACCAGUAUACUUUACUACACAUUGACUUAAGUCAGAAGAGCUUAGAUCAUUUUAAAGCAAUGUGCAAAUCUUAAGCUUAAGAUAUAUGGGCGACUCAAUAACAGCAGAAACAUUUUCAUUUAUGGUUUAGUGUUAAUGACGUUUUUUUAGAGUUAAUUACAUAUUAUAACGUUUGAAGAAUAAAAAAAGGAUAGGUACUCAUAGUCAUAGGACCUUACAUAGAUUACUAUAACUGGGUGUGUGGUAUGGGGGUUCGAUGGGUGUUUGAAAAGAACGAGGGGAGGCGGGGGGGUGUGUCUGACAGGUGUCUGAAUAAGCAUAAAUGAAUAAAAAAUGAUUCCUCACUGCAAUGGUAGAGACAUAAAUAUUUUCUGUGGUAAAAGUUAAAACUCUUUGUGUAAGCUGUGUGAUAAUGCAUAAGUUACGUUCAAAAGCUUUAGUUUGAGUUUGAGGUUUUGAUGGAUAUCCUUUAACUCAACUGUCAGACACAUUGGCAAAGAAAAUUUUUAAAACCCGUAAAAUCUAUUCCACACCUGAGCCGUGAAGGCUUUUCCAAUGCCCGGUAUAUAUUUAUAGCUUCAACUAAAAAAAAUCUCCUUAUCCAAUCAGCCCUCCCACCUCAGAAGAUGCCUAAGUUAUGUGAGGACCCUUAGAUCAUUCUCUUGUGAGACAUCCUAUUUUUAAUAAAUGAUCUAUAUUGUUCGAUAUUGCACUAUUCACAUCUUUGUUACUUGUUCCAUAAAUGCUAGGUGCCGUUGAAGUAUCCAGGGACAGUAUUGAAUGGAUACUCAAAAAGGAAGGCACAGGAAAUGCCGUAGCCAUAAUGAUUGGAGGUGCUGUUGAGGCUUUGGAGGCCCAUCCUGGCAGUUUAAAGCUUAAAAUAAAAGGCCGAAAAGGUUUCUGCCGGAUGGCCCUAAAACAUGGGUCAGUUGAACUCUUAUUACAGUUAUCAUAAUUGAAAGACUUAUAAGAGUUUUUAAAUUCAAAGUACCAGGACCAACAAUAUAAUGGCCUAAUUUUAUCACAUCAUAAAUGGUUAAACAUUUAAAGAGUUGAUUUUUUGGGAGGAAUCCAUUAUUUAUAUCCUAAACAUUUAUUGUUUAUACAUUUUUUAUGUGUUGCCUUUAAAUUAUUUACUUAAUAUAUGAUAUAUGACAUGGCAGGAGACAGUUUAAAUUUAUUUGCAAAUAAUUUUUUGUUAUAUGCAAAUAAACCUGGUGGGUAAUAUGAAGGUUUAGGAUCACAAAUCAGAACUACCAUUACAUAAAAAUAAUUUUUAAUGUCAAAAUAUCUCAUUCUUUAGCCUUCAUGUCAUCAGGGUACCUAGGUAAUAUAAACCACUUUCAAAUAGGUGCAAAACCAGAAUAGGUAGAGAUAGUGAAAAAAAAAAUAAUUGUAAGUUAAUAAUUCUGAAAAAAUCAAAUUAUGGUAUCUUACCUAGAAUGGGUGUAGAAAGGGAUAUUUUAUUUUCUUCUGUAAGUGUAAGCACAUAUGGCUUACAUAUUAGUAAAGAAGUUGUGGUGUUGAGUAUUUGAAAUAAGAUUUUAGAGUGAGUGGGCCAAUUAAAAUAAAUAAUGAUGCUUCUUCUUCUAUAUCUUAAGGGCCCACGAUCAAUUUAUUGAUCAUUUUGGCUCCUAUCCAUGUAGAUGGGAUUUGCAAUGUUUCUGUUACUGGUGUUGAUGAGGAAAUCAUGCACCAGGGGUUUGAAGGCUUGAGGCAAUAGACACAAAUGUGUCUAGUGUUGUCACCUAGAAAGAUUGUUCCAGUCCCUGAUUGUCUUGGGCAGGAAUGAGCAGCUCCUAUACUGGCUUCUUGCUGGUAUGAGCCUGAAUUGCCUGUCAUGGCGUCGUCGCUGUCUGUGGGGGAGAGGGACGAGUUUCUGUUUAAUACUGGAACAGUGGACCAGCCCAUUAUUUAUCUUGUACAUCAUGGAGAGCCUGGAUUGUCGUCGUCGUUUCUCCAAUGGUGAAGCUUGAUCUUUCAAAGAAACUCAUUCAAUUCGGUAACAAAAAAAAAGUCAGUUCAGUUCUGUUUGUAACUUUUCAGGGCAAGCCUGGUUCCUGUCUAUGCCUUCGGAGAAAAUGAACUGUAUGAACAAAUCCCCAACCCUCAAGGGUCACGUGUGAGACGGUUUCAGAAUUUCUUGACCCAUGCUUUGGGAUUUUCCCCUGCUCUCUUCCACGGCAGAGGAAUCUUCAAUUACAGUUUUGGCCUUCUGCCGUUUAGAAAGCCGGUGAACACCAUAGGUAAGGACGCAUCCUCAGUUGUUGUUGGUAAUAUUUUAAACAUGCCUUUAAUGUCAAGGCUGUACGUUAAAAUCUCAAGUUGCAUUGCCUUUGUUUGGUGCAGCCUUCUAUAAAUUUACUUUUAGAGGAUAACUUAAAUAAUCAGGAAUAUGUGUUGUUGUUUUUUUUCAUUUAUAAAUGUGUUGUUGUAAUAACUUAGGAAUACCAGGUCAUAAGAGUUGGCUGACGUCUCUUUCAAGUCAGUCAUGACAUAGAAUGUUAUACAAAUAAUAUUACUAUGCAUUCCUUUUAGGAGGGAUUGAAAUGUAUGUAACACUACAGUCCCAGUCCCAAACAUUAAUGUUAUGGCUUUGUGGGUGUUUAGGUGUUGUGUCGUUUUUAAGGCUUAUAAUUUAAGUCAUUUCAUUGCCGCCUUUACAAUUACAUACACCAAAAUAAAUCAUUGACUCCUUUAUAAUGAAUUACAACAGAGUAAAUCAUUUAUUUCUGCAUGGGCUGCGAUUUGCUCAGUGCUUCUUAUGAUUUAAUUACAUUGCCUUCACAACAGUUGGUGCACCUAUUGAUGUGGAUCAAGUGGAAAAUCCAACUCAGGAACAAAUCGAUGAACUCCACAGCAAGUACUGCACAGCAUUAAAUGAUUUGUUCGAAACACAUAAGCUAAAGUAUGGCAGCCAGGAAUCUGAUCAUUUAGAAUUUCAAUAAAUCGAAUGCGCUUGUUGAGAUUGUUAAGAAAAUGUGCGAUGAUAGAUGAAUGUUGGAAGUUUACCUCGUAAGAUCAAAACCAAAAUAAUGGCGUUACGUUUUACUCCUUUUAAAUGCUAAUUUUGAGCUCAACUUUUUUUCGUUCCUUUUUUUAAAUCAUAUAUUUAUACUAUUUGAUUGUAAUUUAAUUUAUAUAAUUUUUAAGUAGUUCAAUAGCACAUAAAUAAAAUGUAUUUUUUUAUUAGCAAGUUAAACGCUAUACAUUUUUUAAACAGUUUACACAAAUGAGGUUAUGAGGUUGGUUUUGCGUAUAAGGAAAAAUAAACUUUCAGUUUUAUAUUUAGGAUUAUUGUAACAUAACUUUCUUUUGACAUUCUUAAAUAUUUUAAAAGUGUUUUAUGUAAUUAAAAUUUGCUUUCAAAUAUAAAAAAAUCUAUGUAUUGCAUAUUAUGUGACAUUGGCUUUAAAUAUACUUUUUAUAUACAUUCUGCAUCUACUUAAAUUAAUACUUUGUUUUCUUACUGAAAAUUAUGAUUGCAUAUUAUGUAAUGUAAGAACAUGCUUUUAAAUGUGUAGUGUAAAAAAAAAAUGUAAUUUUUAAUAGCUCAAAUAUUAACUGCUUAAUAUGUACAUUACUUUUUUUACACUUGUGACAUUAUAAUUCGUGAUGAAAAUAAUUUUGUUAUGUCAAUGCUGAUUCAUGUUUACCAAUCACACUUAAUAUUUCACUUUUAUUGAAAUGUUAUUUAUGAUUGGCAUACAUUUGCAAUAAAGAUAUACAUAUUUUUUUAUAAUGCGUUUUUUAAUAAAACCUUUACUCUAAUUAUUGUUUUCUUAAAUCGUAAGGAGGAGAUAUGGUUACAAGACUAUAUUACAGUCAGUUUAGAAA
Molecule: messenger RNA, 7508 nt
Organism: Lymnaea stagnalis (great pond snail)
Lineage: Eukaryota; Metazoa; Mollusca; Gastropoda; Lymnaeidae
Source: the annotation of a GenBank genome assembly